Molecule: messenger RNA, 1643 nt
Organism: Asterias rubens (European starfish)
Lineage: Eukaryota; Metazoa; Echinodermata; Asteroidea; Forcipulatida; Asteriidae
Exons: 4
Coding region: 552-1262 (236 amino acids)
Source: RefSeq, a predicted model, not a curated record
CCAACACUUUCUCAAAAGUGGUGCCAAAAGGAGUCAAGCCAAAGAUAUUUCCUUCAGUGUUGUCAGUGAGCCGCUUAUCCCCAUAGAAGUUGAUCAUGUUAUACUUCCCAGUCUUCACAUCUCACUUGGAGUUUUUAAGAAGCUCUUUGACCUGUUUGAGAGUGACUGCCACAGAUUAGACGAGCACCUCUUCAAGUUGCGAGCUCAAGUGGAAGAUGAGGAUGAAGAUGAGGAUGAAGAUGAACAUCGCGACACUAACUUUGAUGUGCAAAUUGCCACUUCUGUUCAGCAGCGAAACCACAUUGCUCAACAACUGACGAAGAAAAAAUCACGCCUUGAAGAACUCGAGGAUGAUCUACCCCUGUAUGUACUCCAGCACACUGAGCAGCAAGAUGUGGAUGCUGAUUUCCGUCAGAUGGCAACUGAGACAUAUCAGUUGAGAGUCGAUGUACAUGGCCUGGUGAGUUUGCCAUGUAAAACACAAUGCAGUCUCAAAAUUCUUGGAAUAAUGUUGCAAUUUUUCUCUCUUGAUUUGCAGUUGCUCCGUGUUCAUGAAUUUAGCAUGCAAAAUUAUUGCGUCCAUUUGUUUUUCACAGGAAAUCGAAAUGAAUCGUGCUGACCUUGCCUAUGGAACUGGUCCUGUUGUCAGCUCCUUGGACAAAGUUUUGUCAACGUUUCAUGUUCAGCGACAGGCCUACCACGGGAAGUCAUUUGUGGGCAACCAUGUUCAUCGAUGCUGCACUGUUGAAGUCAUUGAAGCAUUGACUGCGGCUCCAAUGAAGGUCAUGCUGGAAAAUAUGACAGAUGAUGUUCCUCUUGCAGCCCACGAACAACUUCUCAGGGAAUCUGCGAACAUAAAGAAAAAAUACAGUGACAUAUUUCUUAAGUUCGCAGAUGUACAUCAUGGCAUCAACCAUGCGAGGGCAAUCUCACCAGAAGAAAUUAAUCAGAUUGAUAUCUGCAUCAAAGAAUUCCUGAACUCAUUCCGUGCAUCAUUCCCAAGCUCCAACAUCUCACCAUCUCUCCAUCUUUUGGAAGAUCAUGCCGUCGAGCAGCUGAGAAAAUUCCGGGUAGGAUUCAGCCUGCUAAAUGAACAAGGUGGCGAGCUGAUACACACAGACUUCAACAGAACUGGACGAGUGGUGCACGGAAUGAGGGAUCCCCUUCAACGACUGAUGGCUGUCAUGAGAAGACACCUUGUGGGCACAACACCAGAAGUGCAGACAAACAUCGCCAAAACCUCCAGAAAGCAUGAAUAUUAAAGACAAAAUUAUAAAUUAGUGAUGCCAAUAUUGACCAAGAAAGGGUUUUUAGUUUGAAAGUGUAAAAAUCAUCACUUCUUGCUUAAAAUAACCUGCAUGUGAACAGCAAACAAACAACAACUAACAUGUGCCGAGUGAUAAUUAAUGUUAAGUACGAAGUCUUUUCGUACAAAAAAUACGACAUUCAAAAACAAGAUCCUAUUCAUUAUUCUUGGUAAUUAAAUCCCAUCAUCUAUCAGCCAACAACAGCUAAAGCCGGCCCGGUUCAUACUUCCUGCAAAUGCGAAGCGAAUUUGACGUCACAACCCUCCUUUCGCAGCUUUAUUCGUAAGUGAGUCAAACAGAGUUCAUACUGCUGCGAAUUGUUCAUUGCGAAUGCAU